AGCCGCCGUUCCGUUCCCUUGUUUUCUAUAAAACCGCCUGACCCGACGGCUCCGUCCAUCGUCCAUCCGUAUUCCCGUCACAACUCACAACCCGAGCCCCCCAAACCCGAAGCAGCAGGAGCUCCCCUGACCCUGCUCCGCCUCCGAUCAAGGAAAAGGAAGAUGAGCUACUACGGCCAGCAGCCCCCCGUCGGCGUCCCGCCGCAGCAAGGCUACCCGGGGAAGGACGGCUACCCGCCAGCGGGGUACCCGCCGGCCGGCUACCCCCCGCCGGCGCAGGGCUACCCACCGCAGGGCUACCCGCAGCAGGGCUACCCGCCGCAGUACGCGCAGCCGCCUCCACAGCAGCAGCAGAGCAGCGGGCCUUCCUUCAUGGAAGGAUGCUUGGCUGCCCUCUGCUGCUGCUGCCUCCUGGACGCCUGCUUCUGACGGAACCAUCCGUGCCGGGUCCAACACGGCUGCAAGUGAAGCAACCAGCUUACGGAAGAGCUGGAACUGGGCCGUGCUAUUCUAGCUUUGUCCUGCGUUAUCGCCCUCUUUUCUUUUUUUUUUCUCUCUCUCUCUCUCUGUUAUGAGACUACUGGUACUCUGUCGAUGUCGAUUGGAUUAGACUAGGGCUGGUGUGUAUUCUGUGGAUGCUCCGUGUUUCUGGUGGGAUUCAAGUUCAACCCUGGGAUUAUUGUAUUUCUUCUA
Molecule: messenger RNA, 693 nt
Organism: Zea mays
Lineage: Eukaryota; Viridiplantae; Streptophyta; Magnoliopsida; Poales; Poaceae
Exons: 3
Coding region: 163-429 (88 amino acids)
Cellular component (GO): plasma membrane
Source: RefSeq, marked validated